CGUUAGCGUGCGCACGCUUGGGCGCCACGCCGAGUGUGCUCGAAACCAGCGCGCGAACAAACCAAAGAACAGCACAGCCGCGGGCGCCGCGCGCUCGGAACCGUACGGACAGCACAGCCGCGGGCGCCGCGCGCUCGGAACCGUACGGACAGCACAGCCGCGCACGAACAAACCAAAGAAGAAAGGCAGGAGCAGCUAGAAGAAAGUUCUAGCGCACUCGGCGCGCGAGCUGUAGAACUUAGACGAAAAGUUAGAAAACGACAGAAUUGUGAUGGCGGCCACUGCAGCGAUGGCGACUUCCGUGGCAAACCUGUCGUCGUCGUGUUCCUGCUCGUCCUCCAUCGCCGCCUGCUCGCAGCAGCGACUGUCGUCGGCGUCCAGUCUGAGAGCUUCUCCGCUCGUGUUCUCUCAUCACCGUAUCUCGUCACCUCCAAACGACGAAUCAUACUCUCUAACGGACAAGGCCAAGGAAAGGACGAACGAACAUGGGGCUUCCUCUGACUCCACUGCCUCCGAGCGAAUCGAAACCGAAAGAGUACGACGAUGUCGAUGAUGUUAUCCUUGAGGAGGAUGAAGACCUAGAGUUGACAAUUACUUAGGCGGCAUUUUAUUGGUAGCAUCUGCAGAGGCAGCUGCAAUGGGUGGUAGUUGGUUUCUGUUGGAUACAAACCACACUUAGGAAGUGGAGGCGCUUCGCACCUUGUGGAUUUGAAUCCCACUAGCUGAAUGUAAAAGAUAUGCUGAAACGGAUGUCAAGGAAAACCAGUGUUGAACCUCCCGCGUUCCCCGUCCCCCCUCCCCCCUCCCCCCAACAUACAUGUGGUAAAUUGAAUGCACCUCCUUACCUCCCUCCCCUCCUGCCCCUCCUUGCCCUAAGGAGGAUGAAGUAAAAAAGGGGGUCGUUAAACUACCUGUGAAUAGAGCUGGAAUGAGAGAGGAGUGACCUCCCCCCCCCCCCCCGGCCCCCCUCCGGCUCCCCAGAUGCACUCGCACACACACAUGCUUGAGAGGCAGAGGUUGGUUUCCAAACUUUUAUGUUCAGUGAAAGCUUGUUGUACGUUGAGUGAAAGUUCGUCGUACCUGCCAUGAAAG
Messenger RNA from Chara braunii, 1092 nucleotides. The record is from the annotation of a GenBank genome assembly. NCBI's taxonomy places the organism in Eukaryota, Viridiplantae, Streptophyta, Charophyceae, Charales, Characeae.